GCCCUGUGAAGGGGCGGUUUGGUCAAUGCACUGCCGUUCUUGGCAGUUGCUUUAUCUGUAAACGUAAGCGGUGCAUGUCGCAAUAAAUUGUAAACAUAGCUAGCUAAAGGUUGAACUGUCCUUUUACGAUAGCGGACAAAGUUUGAUUUCUGUCUGUCUGCUGAGGCAAAGUGAAGACGUCAAGGACAUAGCGCCAGAUUGAUGGAGAAGAAUGGCCCGAAUCUCGUUGGACUGCAUCAACUCUUUACCAGGGAUCCCCCUCAGUGUGCUGUCAGUGCCUAUGGAGAAUAAGUACAAAUGUCAGCAGUGUCUCCAGGUCCUGAGGAAGCCUGUCCAGGCUCAGUGCGGCCACCGCUUCUGUGUACACUGUUUCAAGCAGCUCACCAGUUCUGGUCCAAAGCCUUGUGAAGCCUGCCGCCAUGAGGAGAUAUAUGAGGAACCUAUUUCCAUCCUAAAUAGUAAUGAGGCAUUUCCCGACAAUGCAGCCGGCCGAGAAAUAGCAAGUCUGCCUGCCAGGUGUUUGAACCAGGGCUGUGAUUGGACAGGCUCAAUAAAAGAGUAUGAGGCUCAACAUGAAGGUCGCUGUGAAUUUGAGCGGAUACAGUGUGAGGCCUGCCAAACCUCAAUCCUUCGUACAGACAAGGACAGACAUAAUGAGAGAGAAUGUGAAGCAAGAACGCUCAACUGCAAAUACUGCAAAAUUACCUUCAACUUUAAAGACAUCAAGGCCCACGAUGAGAUCUGUCUGAAGUUUCCCUUACAAUGCAAGGACUGUGGCAAGAAAAAAAUCCCAAGAGAAAAGUUCAAUGACCACAGCAAAUCCUGCGCCAAGUCAAAGAGUGCCUGUCCGUUCAGUGAUGUGGGCUGUAAAUCUGUGAUAGAUAAUGGGAAGCUGGCUGACCAUGAGCACAGCAGCACCAUGGAGCACUUGCGUCUGCUGCUGCCCAUGGUGCUGUCCACGGCCCGGACGCGUGCCGAUGCUGCUGCUCACGGAGAGUGGCAGGAGGACUCUGGCCUGGGCCUGUACAGGGCUCCUGAGGAGGGGGUCACUAUGGGCUCUGGAGCUGCAGCCUCCAUGCAGUCUGUGGACGUGGACAAAAAGGUGAACGCUUUAGAAAACAUUGUGUGUGUCCUAAACCGAGAAGUGGAGCGCAGUUCAGUUACGUUGGAGGCUUUCUCACACCAGCACCGUUUAGACCAGGAAAAAAUUGAAAACCUCUCCAACAAAGUGCGUCAGCUGGAGCGGACCGUCACCAUGAGAGACUUGCAGCUGUCUGAAACCGAACAGUUGCUGCGAGAACUCCAGUUCUGCACCUACGACGGGAUAUUUGUGUGGAAAAUCUCUGACUUCUCACGCCGCAGACAGGAUGCUGUGGGCGGUCGAACACCUGCAAUGUUCUCACCAGCAUUUUACUCCAGCAAAUACGGCUACAAAAUGUGUCUGAGGCUUUAUCUGAACGGCGAUGGGACGGGCAGAGGAACGCACCUUUCGCUGUUUUUUGUCGUCAUGAGGGGAAAGUGUGACGCUCUGCUCAAAUGGCCAUUCAGUCAGAAGGUGACUCUAAUGCUCUUGGAUCAGAACAACAGGGAGCACAUCAUCGAUGCUUUUCGCCCCGAUGUCACCUCCACCUCCUUUCAGCGGCCGAUCAGCGAGAUGAACAUUGCCAGUGGCUGCCCGCUCUUCUGUCCGCUGGCGAAGCUGGCUGGCAAGAGCCCCUAUCUGAGAGAUGAUACCAUUUUCAUCAAAGCCAUUGUAGACCUCACAGGCUUGUAACUGGGGAAGCUGUGGAAGCUACACCAAAGCAUUUAUAAAAACAAAC
Messenger RNA from Etheostoma cragini (Arkansas darter), 1820 nucleotides. RefSeq names its product Tnf receptor-associated factor 2b (gene traf2b). The record is from RefSeq and is a predicted model, not a curated record. Lineage: Eukaryota; Metazoa; Chordata; Actinopteri; Perciformes; Percidae. Gene Ontology annotation, cellular component: cytoplasmic side of plasma membrane; plasma membrane signaling receptor complex. Gene Ontology annotation, molecular function: ubiquitin protein ligase binding; ubiquitin-protein transferase activity; tumor necrosis factor receptor binding. The transcript is spliced from 11 exons. Gene Ontology annotation, biological process: positive regulation of JNK cascade; protein K63-linked ubiquitination; positive regulation of canonical NF-kappaB signal transduction. The coding region runs from base 212 to 1774 and encodes 520 amino acids.